This is a messenger RNA of Meira miltonrushii, 490 nucleotides long. RefSeq lists its product as uncharacterized. The transcript is spliced from 4 exons. NCBI's taxonomy places the organism in Eukaryota, Fungi, Basidiomycota, Exobasidiomycetes, Exobasidiales, Brachybasidiaceae. The coding region runs from base 25 to 315 and encodes 96 amino acids. The record is from RefSeq and is a predicted model, not a curated record.
CAUAUCCACAAUAUACCAUUCAUCAUGUCAACAAACUCCAGCAAUUUCGACAAUAUUCCAGUAGGUGCACAAGGAACCAAUUCGGGUGUCGCACAAACAAACGCACAAGAAGGAACACAACCUGUCCCAACUACAGCUAGCGAAGUACCUUUGACGGGUUUGGAAGGUGGAAAAGAUGUUCCAUUUGGCGAGCAGGUAAAAGGACAUGCAAAGAUGUUCGCUGGAAAGGUAUUUGGAAAUGACAAGGAAGCACAACAAGGCGCAGAACGUAUUGCCGGACUUGACAACCCAAAUCAACCUUCCAACCAAAAUUGAUGGAAUAGGAAGCGUAUCGUACACUUCAUCUUGCUACUCUCUGUUUAUUCUUUCGAUUCUAUAGUGAAUAUAUCUGGAUUGCCCAUUUGUUGCACACUCUCAUAACCAAUGCCAGCAGAUGACGAAGCUGUUAAUUAGUUUUAUAUUAGUCCAUCAUUUCAUGUGAUAGUGAUUA